UUCCUGCUUUGCACUGUGAAAUCAAUAAACUUCAGCACAAAAGUAGAAAAAGCGAGGAUACCGAGGAUCUGUCAGCAUACUGUCCUGCUGAAUGAGGACAGUCCGUUACAUUUCCACCCUGGGCUGAUUCCUGUCUCCAAGAGGGGAUCCAACAUGGUGCACGUCUACAACUGCCAUCCUUUCGCCUCACAGCAGAUAGUACAGGUGGAGCAGGAGCCUGGACUGGUCUGCUGUGGAGGGGGAGCUCUGUUUGUGGUGGCGACUGGAGGAUGCAAGGUGGAGGCUUACAAUGUGGAGCAGGAGGGCUGCCCUUUCAUCUGUCGCUUUGCCACCAUGGGCACUGUGAAGAGCAUCCAGCACAGCAAGAUGGGAGAUUACCUGGUUACCAUUGAGGAGAAGAACAGCGCCACUUACCUGAGAGCCUACACCAACUGGCGUUAUCAGGCGGAGGGGAAGGCCCGGGUCGGGGUGCGUUUGUUGGGCCACCUGCUGCGAGGGGCGUCUGUGCGGGGCGGGGUGCAGAUGGAGAUCAUCGAGAUCCCUCUUUCAAAGCGCCCUGUUGCCGUGGCAUGUUGUCCGGUGACAGGAGACCUUCUGGUCGGCUGUGAGGACACUCUGGUCUUGUUCGCCUUGAGGAGACAGAACCAGCAGAGCCUGAAUCAGAGUCAGCAGAUCCUUCAAAGCACCUCGCAGAACUCCAGUCAGAAUCAAGCUCAGUCUCCAAGUCCAAACCAGAAUUUCCUGGAUUUUGAACGCUCAGUUAUCUUGCAUCUCCCAAAAAUCGAGCCUAAACAGGUGGCACUGUGUGGAGGUUAUGUGGCAGUGCAGAUGGAGCUGGAGGUGCUGGUUUUGAAACUGGAUGCAUCUUCUGAUCCUAAAACCCAGGAAGAAUCAUCAGACACAAAUACAACAGAUCAUAUAGAUGACCAGGCUGACUUCAUGGUCCUUCCGAGACACCAGGAGUUGCUGGGUGAUGUAGCUAAAGACUGUGACAUUCCUGUCAGCAUUGAGAAUACUGGGUUGGAGGACGGAAAAGGACAAUACACGCUAUCAUAUGUUCUCUUCAGGCGUUUUACUCCAGACUUCUUCCAGGGCUGCAGUGUGGAGGAAACUCAACUCCACUCACUGCAGCUUUACCCACUGUACACCAGUAACCAAUCCGUGCCUCUGGAAGAACCAGCAUGUGUCUUCUGCUUCUUCUCUCUCCCAAACGCUGGCUACCUGUACAGUCUGAAGGGUGGUGUCGAGCUUCUCUCCACCUAUCAGUAUCCAGAGAAAGUCCUGAAGGCGGUGCUAACGGACCACCUGCUGCACGUCAUUACAAAGAGUGCAUUGCAGUGUUUCACAGUGCGCUGUGCAGCAGUAGCAGCCAGGAUUGUGGACCCUUACAUCGACACCACCAUGAAGGCCUGUCCGCCCUGCAGCAUGGAGGUAUGUGCGCUCAGGAUUCAGCUGUUUAUUGGUCUGCGAUCAGUGUGUGUCGACGGCAGCCAUGUCAUCCUGCUCUCCGUUGCUGACACAGAGACACCAGAGGAACCUGAACGCACCCCGCAACGCAGACGCCUGGGCAGGAAAUGGACGAUCUCCUCUCCCAAAGAAACCAGCCCAGCAGGACACGGGUGGAACCUGUAUGUGGUCGACAGCGUCAGCCCCCUCACUCUUUACCAAGAGAUGGUCGAAUACAGCGAGCGGUACGCAGAGACCAACCCGCAGGCCCAAAGCCUUCGGCACCUCCUGAGUGAAGCUCACCUCUUCCUCCGCGCCUCCUUACUCAGGACAGAGCCAUCAGAGCAGCCACGAAACAUCGAGGGUGAAGCCGCCGUGACUCUGCAGACAGAUACAGACGCACCAGCUGAGAGACAGACAGCUGCACAGACAGACAGGCAGGAGGUGGAGGAGGCACUCAGGCACAACUGUGCACAGCUGGGAGACUGUUUCAGCAGGGGCAGUCAGAAGGACUGCCAUCUGGCCUUGCCGUACUACAGGAUGUCCGGUCUGUCAGUCACAGAAGUCAUGGCCAGAAACCGCCCACUUCCCAGCAGCCCUCACACCUACGGCCCUGGCUUCCUGUUUUACCUGAAGCAUUUCCUGUUUGAAGAAACAGAGCAGACUCUCAGCCAGGAGGCAGCUGAUGAUGUCAUAGACAUUUUCAGCCAAUCAGAGCCCUCACAGCUCGUCAGUGUGUGUGCCAGCCCGUCCAUGAUAAACCUCAGUCCCGCCAAGACGCUGCAAAUCCUAAUACAUCAGGAGGACACGUGUGGUGUGUCUGUUCUUCUCACAAUCACCAUGGCAACCAUGAUGCUGUGUUUGGACGACCUGCCACAGUACACACAGCUGAUGGAGAGACACGCCGAGAUGCUGCUGGUGUACAGGUUCAUCGAGGAGCCCAGGCUGCUGCUGCACGGCGGAGUUGGAGGCCAGCACACACACAUCCGUCCCACACGACUGACCCGACAGCUGGCAAAGUCCCAACCAGGACUGCUGGUGGCUGCCAUGGUGGCUUUACAUGAAAACAGCAAAGUUCAGCUGGAACAGGCUGAUCACAUAUUCAAGGAGCUGGGCUGUGAGAACUGCUUGCAGGUGGAUUUCUGGGAGGCGAUGCUCAUGGCCUCCUCACAAGAAGCUGUCAUCCAGGAGCUCCUGUUCCGACUUGUGUCCAUCUAUAUUGACCGACUCACAAACACAACCUCCGAUACACACCUCAACGAACCACACACACCUUCAAGACGAAGGCCGCUGAAGAGCGCUGACGAUCUGAUAAACUCCUGCUCUCAUUACGGUGCUCUCUACCCGUGGCUCACUGUUCUCAAUCCAGCUCACACUACCAGCUCCCAACACCAGGAGGCGCUGUACAAACUACAGUCUCUGCUGUGUGGUCCGUCUCUGUCUGUGGGCUCCGUCGUGCCUCUGAUGGAGCGUCUGUCAGAGGAAACUUUGUGGGGCUUCAGCCUGCACCUCCUCUGCUCCACCAGGAGGGGGCAGUAUGACCGCAGCAUUGAGAAGCUGCUGGACCGAUGUCCUCAGGCCAUCAUAGCCUACGCCAACCACCAGUUACAGGACACACAUAUGAUGUUGUGGUGGCAGAAGCUGCUCCCUGAGCUUUGUAACAGGACGAGAGCUGCUUCAGACAACAGCAUCCUAUUGGCAGCCCUCAAAGAGACGCUGGUUGUGGUUGCCAUGGAAAUGAGUCCAACAGACUUUCUGGAGCUGAUACCCGACGACGGGACGGCCUCCUACUUCCUGCCUUACCUGUUGACCUGCAGCCAGAGACAUUUAAUGGCCUGAGACACACACACACACACACACACACACACACACACACACACACACACACACACACACACACACACACACACACACACACACACACACACACACACCACGUACACUGUACUUAAAUAUACAAGGACAAAGGUGUCAGUUGUUCAUUCAAACUGAUGCAUAGAAUAACUAUAUCCCAUUGUUUGCUAAUGAACUGCUGCACCGAAGCAAAUUGCGGGUUGAGUUGUUCCGUUGCUGUAAACGGUCCUAACACUGGAGUGAAAGGACAACCUGGCAACAAUGAAAACACAAAGCUGUCUCUCUAGUCUCUAAUGUUGUGACAAGCUCUGUUUGUCAUCAGACAAUCAUGUACAGGUUUUUGCAUGUUUACUUGACCAACUUUUGAUAUAUAUAUAAAGCAAUUAAUAUGGAUGUUUUAUCUGUGUUUUUAACUUAAUAGAACAAUAAAAUACUGUAUGCAGGAAACACAAGACCAGACUAUAGUAUAUAAAGCAGACCCUGCAGAGAAGAUAGUAAUCAUGCUUUCCAAUUUUGAGUUUUGUUUGUCAUUGCGUGUUCAUUUUUGUUACAAUUUUAAAGAUAUGUAUCUAAAAGUGGUCUUUAGGCUUUAUGUUGAGAUACAAAUGUAAUGUGUUGCUACUAACAUUUUAUUUAAUAGAGUGUGUUGUCCUAACACUAGUGCCUAAAUGCCUAAAACCUGGAAGUCACUUGGUUUAAACUAGUUAAAAGCUGCAAGAUUGUGAUUUUAUUUGUCAUGAAUUGCGGAAGUUUUUACUUGUUGGUCACUCAAAUAGAAAGUAGUUUGAAUAUAUCAGUCCACUUUUGAUUUAUUUUAAUUGUAUUUCACUCACAACUUCCUCAUUUGGUUAACUCAACUAUGUGUGCUGAUCCCUUAGUUGACACAUGAUCAUAGAUUGUUGAGUGUGUGUGUGGUUUUCUUUUGUCAUAACAGUUUCACCAGAGAAAUUAGGUGUGACUUUGAUCAUAUUGACCCAGAUUAGAUAGUAUAGCACUAUGCUGUGUAACUGCUGAAAUCUGCACACUUUAUCAAGGUUUGUUUAGCAAUCAUUAAACCGGCCUGAUGUUUUUAGCUGUGGAUUCAAAGACAUUUAUUCUUUAAUGGACGAGCAAAGACAAUACACAUAGAUCCUAACAUAUCUGUGUUUUAAUUUUAUAAGCAAGUAUUUUGUAACUUGGAUUAUUGACAAUGAAACUUACUCAAAUCAAAA
This is a messenger RNA of Trematomus bernacchii (emerald rockcod), 4511 nucleotides long. RefSeq names its product HPS3 biogenesis of lysosomal organelles complex 2 subunit 1 (gene hps3). Gene Ontology annotation, cellular component: cytoplasm. The transcript has 24 exons. Bases 154 to 3285 code for a protein of 1043 amino acids. Gene Ontology annotation, biological process: organelle organization. NCBI's taxonomy places the organism in Eukaryota, Metazoa, Chordata, Actinopteri, Perciformes, Nototheniidae. The record is from RefSeq and is a predicted model, not a curated record.